Messenger RNA from Hyaloperonospora brassicae, 741 nucleotides. The record is from the annotation of a GenBank genome assembly. Lineage: Eukaryota; Oomycota; Peronosporomycetes; Peronosporales; Peronosporaceae.
AUGGUCAGCGCCGUUCCGUUCGUCGUGCUUGUGCUUGCAAUGACUGCUGCCGUGCCUUUGGGUACCUCCAUACUCGUCCAGUCGGCUGCCAUGCCAGAUGGCUCAUGGCCCACUAGCCAAGGCGAUGUAUACUUCGCAGCGCCCUAUACGGUUAAGAGCGGCGAGGUCUUCGAUGGCAAGAUGAAGACGUACCAGCGAUCAAACGUCAAGUGCCGUGGCGCUACGGAGAGUGCGUGGCAAAACGCCGUCUUCGUUGUCGAGAACGGCGGUACACUGAAGAACGCGAUCAUUGGAGCGGACCAAAUGGAGGGUGUGCACUGUGAGGGGGGUUGCAAUAUCAUCAACGUGUGGUGGGAUGCUGUAUGCGAGGACGCGCUGAGCAUCAAGGGCGGUUCAGAAAGCAGCGUGACAACAGUGAUUGGCGGCGGUGCACGCUUGGCCGCGGACAAGGUGGUGCAGCACAACGGCUACGGUUCGUUGAUUAUCGAGGGUUUCUACGUAGAGAGCUAUGGAACAUUCUACCGCUCAUGUAGCGAUUGCGGCAACAAGGGUGUGAAGGUCAUAAUCAGGAACCUGUUUGCCGUCAACGGUCGCGUGAGACUCUUGACACAGAACGACGGCGACGAAAUCACAGUUGAAGGCAUCAAGAUCAAGGGCAAGAAGGUCGAAGUGUGCUCGGUCGGUACGGGCGCCUUACGCAUCUCCUGCAAGUACUCGCUCAGUACUGUCACAUAUGUGUGA